GCACCUCCUGACUACUCCCUGCGGGACGGCUGGGUGUGAGGGUGGCAGCCUUGUGCUCAAGCCGAGGCUGGGCUGGAGGAUGGAGAAGGACACGGGGACCACACACAGGAGGCACCGGCCCGGCCUCAGGGCCCUGCCCUCAGGAGUGGCCCUUGGGCACCUCAAGGCGGCCAGUGAGGCCUCUGAACUUCAGCGAAGCAGGAGUCUGGGAGGCCUGCAGCCCGAGGGGGACCCUCCCAGCCGCCCUAGGAAGCCUCACAAGGAGCUGGAGUCCGAAGAUCAAGGGAAAGACCCAAGCAGUAACGCGGAAGAUGCCAGCUGUCAGAAAAACCUAGCACAAGACAAGAAGGAAAGCUUCAGCACCCUUGGGAAGCUGGGUCAUGAGAGUGGAAAACAAGACCCAGAGAGGGAGAAGAGCGACUUGGAGGCCAGCAUGCAGGAGGUGCAGGAAGGCGAGCACGCAGACGGAGGCUUGCAGGAGGCCAAGGAACAGGAGGCAGAGUCCAUAAAGCUAAAUGACCUUCAGGAAGAAGAGAAAGCAUCUGUGUUUGUGGAGAUUGAUCUGGGAGACCAUGCUGAGGAGGUGGUCACCGAUGCCAAGAAGGAAGAGAAGCCGUCCCAGAUGGAUGUGGAAGAUCUGUCAGAAGACGAGAUGCAGACCAGCUGGGUGUGCUGCAUCCCGUACUCCACCAGGAAGAGGGCAAAGGAGAGCACCUAGCGCCCCGGAGAGGGUGCUCAGAGCUUGGCGAAGAAGAGGAAGGAGACGGGGUGCAGAGGGGCUGGGGGCACAGGAGGCGGGACGGAGGGCGAUCCGGCCACCUACUUGCCGCCCAAGAGCCUUCUCUGCCAGGCACUGAGGUUUCUGUUUUCUUCUUGUGGGACUGGCCAGGCCUGGAAGGAGCGAGAGCACAGACUGCGCCUUUGGGCUAAAGAUCCCGCCAGCUCUGAGCAACGCUGGGGUGCCGAUGACCACACCAGGUGUGAGCCACGCCUGAAACCCACUGCCCACUGGGUGAGUGAUGACGUGACCUUCAACAAACACAAUAAACAAGCACGGGAAGAUGCUCCUCCUCUCCACCAGAUGCUCCUCCUCUCCACCAGAUGCUCCUCCUCUCCACCAGAUGCUCCUCCUCUCCACCAGAUACUACUCCUCUCCACCAGAUACUACUCCUCCUCUCCACCAGAUGCUCCUCGUCUCCACCAGAUGCUCCUCCUCUCCACCGGAUGUUCCUCCUCUCGUCGAGAUGCUCCUCGUCUCCUCGAGAUGCUCCUCGUCUCCACCGGGUGCUCCUCGUCUCCACCGGAUGCUCCUUGUCUCCGCCGGAUGCUCCUCCUCUUCGCCAAAUACUACUCCUCCUCUCCGCCAGAUCCUACUCCUCCUCUCCGCCAGAUACUACUCCACCUCUCCGCCAGAUCCUACUCCUCCUCUCCGCCAGAUCCUACUCCUCUCUGCCAGAUCCUACUCCUCCUCUCCGCCAGAUCCUACUCCUCCUCUCUGCCAGAUCCUACUCCUCGUCUCCGCCAGAUGCUCCUCCUCGUCUCCGCCAGAUGCUCCUCGUCUCCGCGAGAUGCUCCUCCUCUCUGCGAGAUGCUCCUCCUCUCCACCGGAUGCUCCUCCUCUCCUCGAGAUGCUCCUCCUCUCCUCGAGAUGCUCCUCGUCUCCACCGGCUGCUCCUCGUCUCCGCCGGCUGCUCCUCGUCUCCGCCGGCUGCUCCUCGUCUCCGCCGGAUGCUCCUCCUCUCUGCCAGACACUACUCCUCGUCUCUGCCAGACACUACUCCUCCUCUCCGCCAGACACUACUCCUCGUCUCUGCCAGACACUACUCCUUGUCUCUGCCAGACACUACUCCUCGUCUCCGCCAGACACUACUCCUCGUCUCUGCCAGAUGCUCCUCCGCUCCACGAGAUGCUCCUCCUCUCCACGAGAUGCUCCUCCUCUCCACGAGAUGCUCCUCGUCUCCGCCAGAUGCUCCUCCGCUCCACGAGAUGCUCCUCGUCUCCGCCAGAUGCUCCUCCGCUCCUCGAGAUGCUCCUCCUCUCCACCGGAUGCUCCUCAUCUCCGCCGGAUGCUCCUCGUCACCGCCGGAUGCUCCUCGUCUCCGCCGGAUGCUCCUCCUCUCCGCCGGAUGCUCCUCCUCUCCACCAGAUACUACUCCUCCUCUCCACCAGAUACUACUCCUCUCUGCCAGAUACUACUCCUCUCCGCCAGAUACUACUCCUCCUCUCCGCCAGAUGCUCCUCGUCUCCGCCAGAUGCUCCUCGUCUCCACGGGAUGCUCCUCGUCUCCACGGGAUGCUCCUCCUCUCCACCAGAUGCUCCUCCUCUCCUCGAGAUGCUCCUCAUCUCCACCGGAUGCUCCUCGUCUCCACCAGCUGCUGCUCCUCUCCACCAGCUGCUCCUCAUCCCCACUGGAUGCUCCUCAUCCCCGCCGGAUGCUCCUCCUCUCCGCCAGAUCCUACUCCUCCUCUCCGCCAGAUCCUACUCCUCCUCUCUGCCAGAUCCUCCUCCUCGUCUCCGCCAGAUCCUCCUCCUCGUCUCCGCCAGAUCCUCCUCCUCGUCUCCGCCAGAUGCUCCUCCUCGUCUCCGCCAGAUGCUCCUCGUCUCUGCCAGAUGCUCCUCCUCCCCACGAGAUGCUCCUCAUCUCCACCGGAUGCUCCUCAUCUCCACCGGAUGCUCCUCGUCUCCACCAGCUGCUCCUCGUCUCCACCAGCUGGAGGACUCCAGCCCCUUCCUGCCCUGGCCUCUUGCUCAGUGGCUUGUUGGGUGGGGACAGAGGCCCCUGGGGCACAGCAGGGGAGGCUCAGCCCUUUGUGGGCCUCGUGUGAGCUGCAGCUCCUGGAAGCACCCCCACCAGGCAGGAGUGAGAGGUGCAGGGCAGGGAUGGAGCAUCUGCUGUGUCACCAAAGUCCCUGCAGGAGCCAGGAGCACGGUGGACGCAGCUGAGCCCCGGCUGUGACUGCGAGAGCAACAGAGACUGUGGUGCUGGCACUAGGAUCUGUCCCUGGAGGGAAGCCACAUGCUCCCCACUCAGAGGAGGAGAGGGAGUCUUCCUAGGGGUGUGGGGGGCUCCAGGACAUGCCUGUAAGACGAGUUUCACCAGAAUCCACCCAGAGCCCUCUCGUUCAGACACGCACACGUGCAUAUUCAUAUGUACACAGCACAUACAUGCUCGUACAUACCACACAUGUGCACAGGAGGGCACGGGCAGGUGACCUGCAGCAUCUCUGAUCCGGGUGUCUCUAAGGCAGUCAGAGGCCACAGGCGGAGAUGCUGUGUGCACUGUCUAUUCCCGUGGAGACACAUGGGGGCCGUCCCUGUGGUGCACAUGAUAAUGCAGAGGCUCCCAGAGGGUGAGCUCUGCCCAUCACUCAGCCAGGGAGGGAGGGGCCCUUUUCAGGGAGCCGCAUGCCACGCAGAGCUUGUCCCACUGGGUAGUUUCCUCUGAUCAAAGUGGGGCACCAUCCAGGCUGCAGAGAGAAAGGGGACCCCCCAAAGCCAGCACCCACCCUUGACUGAAAGACACCACAGAAGAUAAGUGCCCAUCGGCCCCAGAGUCAUCAUUUCCCAGACAACCGGAAAUGGGCCCUGGACGGGCUGUCCUGGACAGGCUGCCGGGCAGUUGGGUGUGACUCAGUUGCGGCCUCCAACUGUGCCAACCAGAAAGGCACCCAGAGAAGCUUCCGGAAAUACGGUUGGUUUGUCCCCUUGGUGGGGCAGGAGGCGGCAGCUCUGCCGGGUGGCUCCCAGCACCCUCCCCCACAGAGCAAACAUCGGCAUGAGUCUGUCCACCCGUGUAUUCGUCCUGUCGCCGCGUGUGGCUGGCCUCAUUCUGGGUAUGCUGGCGGCAGCCACCUCUAGGACAGGGAGGUCCCAUGGCUCUGCAGACACAGGAGCUUGGCAGUGGCUUAGCUGUUAGAAUGUGAGCCUUCCAGAGUCAGACGCGCCUUUGCCUUCUGUUGGGCUCUGAGCUCAUUUCCUCAAACCCAGGAUGGUGCCAUAUACGGAGAGAGGCAUAGGUUGUCUUACGAGAGUGGGGUCGCGUUGCACUGUGGCCCCUGCCAGGCCCUGUCCGGAGUGCUGAACACAGAGCAGCAGGUGCCGCCGGUCCCCAGCCUCUUGGAGCCCCGUUCCCUCUGGGCGUCGUAGACAGUCGAGUUCAGCACAUCUCUACGUGGAGUUUCGCAAAAAAGGCAACCACUUUGAAAUGGGAGGGCCGCAGCGCCAUGGCCUGGCGACGCCUGUGAGUGACUACAGUGGGGCCUGGAGGAGGAGCAGGGGGAUGAAUGCAGCCUUGGGGCAGGCGCUGGGGCCUGGAGGAGGCUUGGGGAGCAGGGCAUGGGGGGCGGGGAGCGAGUGCAGCCUUGGGGCAGGCGCUGGGGCCUGGGCCUGGCUGGGCCCCUCUAUGCCUUUCAGUCUUGAGGUCUGGAAACCCGGCCGGGAUCUCCCCCGAGUGGGCAGUGCUGUUGGUGGCGGCGGGGGGGAGUGGUGCUGGCACUGUGUGGCCGGGCAGAGCCGAGGCCAAAGCAGUUCCAUCCACACGCAGUCCACGAAGGGACGUCGGGCGCCUCCCACAAGCAAAGGCCCCGCCCGGCUCCAGCCCGGCCCGCAGGGACGACCUUGCCCUUCUUUCCUCCCUGGCCAACAGCACCACCCCGUGGGGGCCCCGGUGCUGAGGGCUCAGGCUGCCUGUUUCCGUCCUGGAAACCACAGACACCCGAGAUCCAAGCAAGGAAGGCAGGAUUUCCAUACCUCCUCCCCAGCUGAGCAUUCGCUGGAGGGGGACGGGGCUGUCACUACGUCCCUUAUGAUGAUCACCUCAUAGAGGCUGGGCCUCCCCACACCAGGACCACACGCCCAUGAGGGCCCCACAGGCCUCAGCCUAGAGAGCCCCCAUGGGAAACCCUGUGCUGUGAAUGGUGUGGAAAUUCCCCUGUGUCCUUCCCACGUGACCCCACAAAACCCUCAGCCGUGGACAUCCCGAGUUCCUCUGAACGCCCGGCCUUCCCAAGCCUCGCCAGCGCCACGGACAUCCCGGGGCCCCGGGGAAGGGUGGCUCUGCCGGGAGACAGGGUCUUCUCUCUGGCUCUGGUUCUGAAGGCUGUGGUGGGUGCAAGGUUCACCAGAGACGGCAGGACUCCCGUGCCCUGGAGCGGGAGGGAGUCUCUCCUGUGUCUCCCCUGGGCGCCGGCUCCUGCUGAACCCCAGACCCAGCUGUGGGAGAAAGCUGCCCAGGGCCCUGCAGGAGAGGCGGGGCCAGCCCUGGUGCACACAGGGGCAGAGGCACCUGGGCUGGUCUGGGCUGGGAGGUCAACUCUCCGUGUUGCAAUGCUGUGUCCAGGUCUGAAAAGGGCAAUGUGAAAGCAACUCCUCAGGGACAGAAGCCAGGCCACUCUGGGGAGAGGCAGGACACAGCCCUUCUGGCCCUGAACACCUUGAGGGGCAGGCAGGGGGUGAUGACCCCACUCUACAGAUGGGAGCACCGAGGUGCCCAAGGCAGGGGGUGAGGACCCCACUCUACAGAUGGGAGCAGUGAGGUCCCCAAGGUGGGGGUGAUGACCAUAUUCUCCAGAUGGGAGCACCGAGGUCUCUGAGGCAGGGGGUGAUGACCCCACUCUACAGAUGGGUGCAUUGAGGUCCCUCAGGCAAGAGUGAUGACCCCACUCUACAGAUGGGAGCACCGAGGUGCCCGAGGCAGGGGGCGAGGACCCCACUCUACAGAUGGGAGCACCGAGGUUCCCAAGGCAGGGGGUGAGGACCCCACUCUACAGAUGGGAGCAGUGAGGUCCCCAAGGUGGGGGUGAUGACCAUAUUCUCCAGAUGGGAGCACCGAGGUCUCUGAGGCAGGGGGUGAUGACCCCACUCUACAGAUGGGUGCAUUGAGGUCCCUCAGGCAAGAGUGAUGACCCCACUCUACAGAUGGGAGCACCGAGGUGCCCGAGGCAGGGGGCGAGGACCCCACUCUACAGAUGGAAGCACUGAGGUCCCCGAGGUGGGGGUGAUGACCGUAUUCUCCAGAUGGGAGCACUGAGGUCUUUGAGGCAGGGAGUGAGGACCCCACUCUACAGAUGGUUGCACUGAGGUCCCUCAAGCAAGAAUGAUGACCCCACUCUACAGAUGGGAGCACCAAGGUCCCCAAGGCAGGGGGCGAUGGGAGCACCAAGGUGCCUGAGACAUGAGUGAUGACCCCACUCCACAGAUGGGAGCACCGAGGUCCCUCUGUGGGCAGCUUGGGGCCAGGCACAGGACUGGCAGAGGCUGGGAGCACAGCUUGUCGGGGCAUCUGCGGGUGUGAGGGCCUGACACUGUCUUCAGGGCUUAGCCUUUGUUCUCCCUGCAAGAGGGGACAGAAUGCCCUUUGUCUUUGUAAAUCUAUGCCCUGCUUUAGGCAAAAAGAGGAAUCCGGAGAGCACUCCUGGACCUGUUUCUUCUUAAUCGUCUUCAUCUCAAAGGCCCUUCCUGUUUUGGGGAGUCACACACACUCUUCUGACACUGACGACCUGGAGUGUCACAGACCCUGAAGGUGAAGGGCUCUGUCCCACAAGACUCUGCCCCUACUUCUGAUGACAGCCGUACAUGGGUACCCAGGCAACCCACACUCACUCCUGACAACUGCAGAUUUGGGGAACUUUACAUCCCCUCAGAUUCACUAGAACACCUCCCAGGGCUCAGGAAAGUGCUUUACGUACAAUCAUGCUUAUUAUGAAGGAAACCCAUGAACAGCUCAGUGAAGAGAGUGGGGAGGUGGGCACUGAUCUCUGAGCACCGUGGGGGCUCCCCAGCCUGGGGGCUCCCCAACCCUGAUGCCCAAAAGUUUUUAUCUAGGCCUCAUUACACAGGUAUGAUUGAUUAAGUCAUUGGUCAUUGGUGAUUGAACACAAACUCAAUCUCUGGCCCCUCCCAGGAGUGGGGGCGGUGAGGGGGGCUGGAAGUUCCUCUCUAAUUACAUGGUUGGUUCCUCUGGCAACAAGCUCCCACCCUAAAGCUACCUUGGGGUCCCCCAAGAGUCACCUCAUUAGGGUAAACAAAUGUGGUGAAAAAGAGUUGUUAUGAAAUCAGACACCCCUAUCAGGAAAUUCCAAAGAUUUAAGGAGUUCUGUCCCUGGAACAGGGGACAAAGACCAGAUGUAUUUUUUAUUAUACCACAAUACAAAUCUCUUAAUUUAUUCAGGUCUCCUUCGAUUUAUCUCAGUAGCGUUUUGUAGUUUUAGGUGAUAAGCUCAUGCACACUGAGAUUCAAAGGGGUCUGUUGGAGCGUUCAGCAAUUCAUGAACUGAGCAGUACCAGAACGUGUGAGGUUCAGCGUGAGGUUCAGCGCUCCACUGAGGUUGAGGGGCGGAGCUCUUUUCUAAGUGUCUGCAGAAGCGGGACAAAGACAAGACAUCUGGUUAAAAGGAAGUCCCUGGUGAGAGGCUGGUUUGGCAGUUUCUGGGCAGUGUCAGUUUCGUGGCCCAGUUCCCAGUGGGCUUCGGUGUGCUCACACAGGGUCCCAGGCACUGAAGCCGCCUCAGCCCAGGGCCUCCUGGUUAACUUUCUCAUGUAGCUUUCCGAGUAUAUGUCCACCACUUGUUUUGGUCAAAGCCACUCAUAAGUAAUUUAACAUUUUUGAUGUCAAGAACAAUAAAUAGAAGUUUCCUCUUUGUGCCUCCCCAGUCACUGGGCUUCAGUCCCAGGAGGCAGGUGCCAGGCAGACGUUGGUCCCUUCUGCUAGUUUUGCCUGGUCUUGAACCGGUGCUGUGGGCUCUUCUGGGGCUGGUUCCUUUCAUGCUGAGUCAUGUCUAUGUGACUCCUCAGUAGUUAGUUUUUUAAAAAAUUGCCAGAUAUAAAUGUGUGCUCAGGCAGGUUUUUGAGAACUCCACACCAUCUCUUGGGAACGAUGAGAAGUCCCCUGAGUCCCUGUGGCAGGACGUGGGCUUUUCAUGGGUCAGCCUGAGCCCCGCUCCAUGGCCCCGAUGGGCGCUGGGGCAGCACCCUGGCUGGACAUGGGCUCCUAGAGAGGGCAGUCAGUGCUCGGCAGGCCAGAAUCAUGGAGGAGGGGUCGGGAAAGCACUGCUGACCCCCAAUCCCAUGGAUAUGCUGUCAUCCUCCCAAUGGCCUGGCUGAUGGGCCAUGGUGGGUGUGGACCCCUGAGUGAGUGUCUGGGGGGAAGUGUCACGGGGUCAGCCUGUGUGCUUCCUGGGCUCCUUGUCUACAUGGCUGCGCAUCUGCUUGGCUGUGUGUCCGGGACCUGCUUGUGUCCACUACAGGCCUGGGCCCAAGGAAUCUCGGGAGGUGGAAAUGGACACCCGGGGCCGCAGAAGCUGCACAGGUGGGGCCAAGAACCAACCAAGCCUUGCUGCCAGCUCCCCGCUCCACCCACUGUGAUGCCAGCUGCUUCUCACAUCUGUGAAGCCUCACCCAGCCUUGGGCCAUCAUUUCAGGUAAAUAAAAAGGCCUAAUGGCCCCAUCAGGCCCUGAGCUCCCUGCUUCCUGAGGAGCUGUCUUCUGCUGGAACUUGGAGGCCACGUGGGCAGAAUGAAACUCCUGCUUCCGACAGCAGACGGCAGCAGUGACCUACUCCUGGCUGCCCUGCCCAUCUGGAGCGGGUUCUGGGUCUUUUGGGCCCUUUGAGGUUGGUCCGCCCUCCUGCCCUGGCAGCAGCCAGUAUUUUACUCCCAGUUGCUCCAGCCUCCCCCAACCCCCUUCCCCGUAAGUAACCUGCCCCGACGCUUGUCCUGGAGCCACGGUGUGGAAGAUUCCAGCAGCAUUGAGGAACCAAAUUUUAUAUACAGCGUUUCCUCCAAGCACGCAGCUCUGAUGUGCCUUUUCCAGGGCCAAAGGCCCCUUCAGGAAUCUUCAGGCUUCCCGCUCCACCUCACCUUCUGUAGUGCUGCCAGGCUGACGACAGCCCCCGGGUCUGUGGCUGGCCCCUCUCUCCCAGAGCAUCUUGGCCUGCAGUGCUGGCCACAGCCAGAGAGAGGGAAGAGACAGCCCCAGCAGUAACCACGGGUGCCUUCGGCCCACGCACCUGCCGGUCGGCCCCAAGGGUGCCAGGCCUUCCUCUCCUAUCGCCGCUGUGGGGCUCCAAAGGGCAGCCAGGAGCCCCAGCUCUGCUGUGGCUUUGCUGUUCCCCAACUGUGAGACCCUCAGAGAGCUGCCGGGCGCAGGUUUCCUCCUCGGCCAGCGAGCAGUCAGACCAGGCUUCGGACCCCUCUACUGUUCCAGGGUGGAGGGGAGGACCCAGGAGACCCAAUGGCCUGGAUGCCAACAGCCAGCGUGGCCUGACGAUGCCAUAGGGCACAGGGACAGGCUCUCCGUCCUCUGCGGCCCCGUUCUGCUCCCACCCCAGUGCCCUCCUUUCACCCUGGGGUCCUCCCUGGACCAGCAGCUGCCACCCACAGCACACUGGGAUAUUUGUGCUGGCCUAGCUACUACCUGACACAGCUGACCACCUCACCCGGCUGACGACCCACACAGCCUCCUGGCCUGGGUCCUCCUGCGCCAGCAUUGUGUGUCAAGUGUGUGUGUGGCUGGCAUUCCUGUGUGCCGCGUGCAGAGCCUGCAGGACGCCCUUCAGUUCCCAGGAUGCCCCACCACAGAGGGGGACUGGUCCCCCCGAGGGUCCUGGGAAACCCUGUUCCAACCACAUGCCACAUAGGUCCUGUUACGUGAGUUAGAGGGGUGCGUGUGCUUCUCAAGAUGAGCUUUCAUCAAGUUCUUCCUCCACGCGACGUUGGUCCAAUUGGCCGGUGGGGAGUACAGUGCUAGGUGAGGGUCUCCGCUGGGGAGCUUGACACAGCGGGGCGCAAAUAAAGCCGUCACCAAUCCAAACCCGUUCUGCACUGAUACCUCGUACAAUAGCAAUAAAAAUGUGUCAGCAAGAACGCCAAA
This is a messenger RNA of Homo sapiens (human), 9867 nucleotides long. RefSeq names its product chromosome 13 open reading frame 46 (gene C13orf46). NCBI's taxonomy places the organism in Eukaryota, Metazoa, Chordata, Mammalia, Primates, Hominidae. The transcript has 8 exons. The record is from RefSeq and is a predicted model, not a curated record. Bases 80 to 718 code for a protein of 212 amino acids.